Lasiodiplodia theobromae is the source of this 1488-nucleotide messenger RNA. RefSeq lists its product as uncharacterized. Gene Ontology annotation, molecular function: S-adenosylmethionine-dependent methyltransferase activity. Lineage: Eukaryota; Fungi; Ascomycota; Dothideomycetes; Botryosphaeriales; Botryosphaeriaceae. The record is from RefSeq and is a predicted model, not a curated record. The coding region runs from base 1 to 1488 and encodes 495 amino acids. The transcript has 3 exons.
AUGCUCCACACCAUUCAACACGGCCUGCUCCUGUUACUGCUUUCUCUGGUCUCAUUAUCGGUUUCUCUUGAGAAGCCACAUUCUUUUGACCACAAACCCAUCCAUAUUCAAAGCCACGGCAUACAAAGCGCAGCACAAGAAUUUGAUCGGCAAGUCACGAUAUUGGUUCACCACAUUACAAUCGUGACCGUGGUUGCAUUACCUGUUAUUUCUGAACAUUCCGGUCGCAUACAGGAAGAAACACGCCUGGAGAAAGCUUUGCAGAAGAGUAACGGAAAAUGGAACCCCGACCACCCUCGAUAUCGACUUUUGAAUGCAUUGAAAGGCUAUCUUCUGUACAAACCCAGAGCCAUUGCCGACGUCGAUAAGUGGAGGAAAGCGUACAAGAAGAUUCCCAGAAAACAAAGAGCCUUCAUCGAAGCAAACAUCCACUACAGCAAAAAGCUCAACACAAUCGAACACCUCAUCGACACCAACGCCGAGCUCACUCACGCCAUCGUCGACAACGCGCUCGCCUUCUACAACAUCAGUCGGCGCGAACUCGACGCCUUCCUCGCGGAGACCAAAGACCGCGACACGGCCUCCGACGCCGCCUCGUCCAAGACGCACGUGCAGCAAGCGCUGAAGCACUUUGUCCGCGACUGGUCCGCUGAAGGCCGGCAUGAGCGCGACCCGGUAUUCCCAUGCAUCCUGCACGCCCUGCAGGAGGAAUUUCGAUUCCCUAAGGAGAAGGACGACCGAGCCGCCAGCAACGCAACCACCCCCAUCCGCGUCCUCGUCCCAGGCGCCGGCCUCGGCCGCCUCGCGCACGAAAUCGCAGCGCUGGGCGACGGCCGCCGCCGCUCCUUCGAAGUGACGACAAACGAAUGGUCCGCCUACACCAACGUCGCCUACCGCUUCCUCACGACCCUCCUCCACCCCCACCCCCAACGCACAACCAUCACCUUCCACCCCUUCAUCGACUGGCUCUCGCACCAACGCACCACCACCUCGCUAACCCGCCCCAUCACCAUCCCCGACUUCCUUCCUCCUGUUCCCCCUCCUUAUCCCCCCUCUCCCCCCUCCCCCCAAAGCCAAGUCCUCCUUAUCGAAGCCGACUUCACCACCCUCACAGGCACCUACGACGCCCUCAUCACCCUCUUCUUCAUCGACACGGCGGCCAACCUGCUCGCGUACUUGCAUUCCAUCCACGCGCUGCUGCGGCCCGGCGGCGUGUGGGUCAACGCGGGUCCGCUGCUGUGGGGCACGGGGGCGCGGUUGCAGUUGUCGCUGGAUGAAGUCGUGGCGUUGGCGGAGGGGGUGGGGUUUGAGUUUGUGGAGAGGAGGGGCGAUGUGGUUGAGGGAUUGUGUGGGGGGGAGGUGGGGGAGGGAGAGGGGAUGAUUCAGGGGAAGGUGAGGGGUAGGGAAGUGCCGUAUGGGUUUGAUGAGAGGGCAUUGAGUCGGAAUGCGUAUUUGGCGGUGAAUUGGGUGGCGAGGAGGAAGGGGUGA